GAGGAAGCUCGCUUUGACACAACUACUGAGCGCGAGCUUCGCUCAGACGAGAACUUGUUUCACACUCUCUCAAGACACAAUCUGCCAAAUAGUCAGUUGUCAACUCUGCAAUGCACAGCACUUCUGCAACCAUGACGUCCAAUAACAGUUACUGCGGUGCUUCAACUCAAAACCUGGUGGCAUCCAUCCUUCCUCCUGUACUCAUCAUUGAGCUGCUACUGGGUCUUCCUGGCAAUUUCAUGGCACUGUUUGUCUUCAGCAAAACCCUUAGGACUUGGAGGGCCAAUGUCAUGUUCCUCUUCAACCUGGUUAUGUCUGACUUUCUGCUUCUCAUCAGCCUCCCCUUCCGCAUCGACAACUUCAUGCGUGGUGAGAGUUGGAUAUGAGACGCCUGGUGUCGGAUCAACCUAUUCAUGCUCUCGGUCAACCGCUCAGCUAGCAUCGCCUUCAUGACCGUGGCUGUUGACCGCUACUUUAAAGUGGCCCAUCCGCAUCACAAGAUAAACUACAUAAGCACAAAGCAAGCAGGCGGCAUUGCCUGCUUCAUCUGGGCUGUUGUGAUAUUCCUAAGAAUCCCUUUGCUGGCCAACAAUCUUCUAGACGAGAAAAACAACAUCUCCCUUUGCAGGAGCUUUAGCAACUAUCAAAAUCCAUCGCUAGGUAUCAAACUGCAUUAUACAGUGUUUAUUUUAGAGUUCUUGCCUUUAUUACUCCUGGUCUUCUGCUCCGUGAGUAUUGCAUGUAUCCUAAAUGACGCGCAGAUGGACAAGGACAAGAAAGGGAAAAGGGCUAUUCGGACUGUCCUGGUAAUUGUUGGGGUGUUUGUCUUCUGCUUCUUUCCCAGCAUUGGCACAGGAUUGACGGCACUCUAUUUGAAAAACUCGGACCUACGCUUCUGUGAGGCUUACACAUUCACCAGUCAGUUGUUUUCUACAUCCAUAGCCUUCACCUACCUAAACAGUGCUCUGGACCCGGUCAUCUACUGCUUCUCCAGCUCUAUUUUCCGCAAUUAUCUGAGAAGUAUUGUCAACCGAACUGGAAUCAUGGAGCUACAGAUGAGCCGACGGGCAGUAUGCCCAGCGGGAAGUGACUGA
Puntigrus tetrazona (Sumatra barb) is the source of this 1094-nucleotide messenger RNA. It is a transcript of the gene hcar1-3, whose product is annotated as hydroxycarboxylic acid receptor 1-3. The record is from RefSeq and is a predicted model, not a curated record. Lineage: Eukaryota; Metazoa; Chordata; Actinopteri; Cypriniformes; Cyprinidae. Gene Ontology annotation, molecular function: G protein-coupled receptor activity. Gene Ontology annotation, cellular component: membrane. Gene Ontology annotation, biological process: G protein-coupled receptor signaling pathway.